CCGAGUCUAGUCUGGACCGCGGCGUUGGCAUUCUACUUUGUACUAAUCGUCGCCGCGCACCUGCGAAGAUACAAAAGUACGACGCAGCCCUGCUACCUAUGGUUGACCAUUGCUAUCCAGACACAUGACCACCGGUCUGAUGCGGAGAUUCUCAAGCUCAGCCCGCACCCAGCUUCCGCGAUCCUCGAGCACCUCUCUGUCCGCGCCCCGGCUGCUGGGCCUCAAGCAGUGCCAGCGCCACCUGACGGAUGCGCGCCCACGCCAGGCGAGUGCAGCGGCAGGCCGCAGCUGGUUCACGAGCUCGACGGCGCGCGCGCACGAGCUCGACGAGCGCGAGCAGAAGCGCUUGCUCGAGCGCAAUCUGAAGCUGGGAAACACUAUCCGCGUGCUCCACGACGCCCUGCCCAACCUCCUCAACUCGCCGCUCCCCUCGGACAUUCUCUCGCCGCACAUCAGCCUGCACCUGUUCCCGUCGACACACCCGCACCUCCCCACCGUGCGCGGCCGACUCGCCUACACGGCAGCGCUCUGGACGGCGCCCGUGGCAUGGGGCCGCGUGCCGGUGCUGGGCAACGUGAAGCUGAAGAUGCUGUCGGAGCGCAUGGUCAAGAGCGGCUCGGCGUCGCAGGCCGCGCUGCGCAACGAGAAGCUCAUUGUGAAGUGGCAGACGUGCGGCAAGACGGAUCGCACGCAGAGCGAGGGCGGGGGCAGCAGACAUGUCAGCGAGACGUUUGAGAGCGUGCGCAAUAUUGUGCGGCGCGGCAGAGAGGAAGACGAGUUCACGGGCUUGUUUGUGUUUGAGUUUGAUGACGAGGGGCGCAUUGCCAGUCACACGAUUGAGCACACCGAGGAGGGCCACACUUGGGACAGGACGGCCAAGUUCAUCAGCGUGACGGACUGGUUGCUGGGGCGGGCGUGGGGGAGGCGCGAGGAGACGCCGAGUCUGGCGUUUGCGCGGGCGAAAGCUAGGAGGUGAAGUCGCGUUUCUGUAUACCCCACUCUCUGAUUUGGCGUUGUGGAGUCUGCCAUCUUGGGCGUUGCAUGUAUCGAUACGCUGUACAAAACCUGCAGUCACGACGAGACGAGUCUCUGUUGUAGCAAGCAAUGGACAUGUCAUGUUUAGGUCGUGUGUAGGUCGUGUGUAGGUCGUGUUUAGUAAAGGCCAGGAACCUGGAGUGGUGCAGGAGCCUGGGGUGAGUGACUGCCAGGGUGGGUGACUGCCAGGGUGAGUGACAGCCACAGGUGAGUGACUGCCAGGAGUAAGUAACAGCCACAAGCAAGUAACAGCCAC
Didymella exigua CBS 183.55 is the source of this 1291-nucleotide messenger RNA. RefSeq lists its product as uncharacterized. The coding region runs from base 125 to 976 and encodes 283 amino acids. NCBI's taxonomy places the organism in Eukaryota, Fungi, Ascomycota, Dothideomycetes, Pleosporales, Didymellaceae. The record is from RefSeq and is a predicted model, not a curated record. The transcript is spliced from 2 exons.